AAAUUCACCAAUGAAAACAUGUUUUAAAUUACUUUCUCUUCAACAUGAUUAUCCAUUGCGCAAAGAAGGAAAUAAAACAAGAAGUUGCAAUAGCCAGCAGAAGACAUGGAGUGAUGGAGAAUUCUACAGUUACAUACGGCGAAUUCACAUGGAGCUGAAGAGACUGGAAAUAGUAAAAUCAAAGAAGAGAAAGCGCCGUCACCAUACAUAAACAUAUUCAAGAGAGGAGUCUGCACCAUCUGCAAGCUGCAAAGUUUUCUCAGUGGCACCUCACAAACACUAGAUCUUGCACGGAAGCUUCUCUCCCUUGAGCCUGUGGCUCUAAAUGACACUCUAACCAACUUCUCUGCCUCUCCUCCAAUCCCAUCUCGACAGCACAUCUCUUUUAAGACCACUCCUGUUUUCCCAAACCACCCACAACACAAUCCAUUUCUUUUAUUCCCCAAAUAAUAUAUAAUUAAACAACUGUUCACUCUUCUUUCCUAUUCCUUUAUUUUUCCAUAUAUAUGCACACCACGCUUUGCUUCAUACAACAAGAAGAAACCCUCACCAACACAAAAAUAGAAACUUUCUCAUAAUACCUUACCAUAAUUAUUUUCUAUGCUUCCUCUUCUUGCAAUGAACCUCCAAAUUUGGCUUUGUAGGUCUUUUUGAAUACAUUUUCCUUUCUUUUUUGGGUUCUCAAUUUUGCUUUUUCUUUUUUGGGAUCUCAAAUUUAAGGAAAGAGUGAGAAAUGGGGAGAGGUAGGGUUCAGCUCAAGCGGAUCGAGAACAAGAUUAACAGGCAAGUAACUUUUUCCAAGAGAAGGACUGGUCUGCUAAAGAAAGCUCAUGAGAUCUCAGUUCUUUGUGAUGCUGAAGUUGCUUUGAUUGUUUUCUCAAUCAAAGGAAAGCUCUUUGAGUACUCUACUAAUUCAAGCAUGGAAAGGAUCCUAGAAAGAUACGAGAGUUAUUCAUCUGCGGAACGACAAGCUGCUAAUGACUCCGAACAUCAGGGAAAUUGGUCUUUGGAAUGCCCCAAGCUCAUGGCUCGGAUUGAGAUCUUGGAGAGAAGCCUAAGGAACUUUUCAGGAGAAGAUUUGGAUCCCAUGAGUCUAAGAGAACUCCAACACUUGGAGCAACAGAUUGCUAAUGGUCUUAAACGCGUUCGAGCAAGAAAGAAUCAACUCUACCAUGAGUCCAUCUCUGGCUUGCAGAAGAAGGAAAGAGCAUUGCAUGAGCAAAACAACAUGUUAAGCAAAAAGCUCAAGGAAAAUGAGAAGACAACGGCUGAGCAAGCAAACUGCGAGCAACAAAAUCUUGGCCCGAACCCAACUUCCUUCAUGCCACCGCCGAUUCUCUCACUUCCAUCUCUAAGUAUUAGUGCCAGUGGCCCUCUCCAGACUAGAGAAUUCAUGAACGAAAAUGAAGAGGCUAGAGCUCAGAUUCACCCCGAUACACUUCAGAUCCCACCUUGGAUGCUUCGUCAUGUUAAUGAAUAGAAAACUGACUGUGGUUCACUUCAUUUCUACUGCCAUUGAUGUAUACGGUACAAAAAACUAUGAUAAAAUCGCUUCUGCAUUAGAAUAAUGUACUUAUUAUUUGAACUAUUUCAAGACUCAACCCUUACCAGAACAAAAA
Manihot esculenta (cassava) is the source of this 1619-nucleotide messenger RNA. Its product is annotated as truncated transcription factor CAULIFLOWER A. Gene Ontology annotation, cellular component: nucleus. Gene Ontology annotation, molecular function: DNA-binding transcription factor activity, RNA polymerase II-specific; RNA polymerase II cis-regulatory region sequence-specific DNA binding; protein dimerization activity. Lineage: Eukaryota; Viridiplantae; Streptophyta; Magnoliopsida; Malpighiales; Euphorbiaceae. The record is from RefSeq and is a predicted model, not a curated record. The transcript has 8 exons. Gene Ontology annotation, biological process: positive regulation of transcription by RNA polymerase II. Bases 734 to 1480 code for a protein of 248 amino acids.